UCUAAACUCGCCUACAAGAUGGACUCCUCGCGGUCACAAGGCGCUAUGGUUGACCCCAUGCACGCAUACCGCGCUAAGCGAGACCGCGAGCGCCGCACAGUCCUCAAGGCCUACAAGAUUCUCGGAUUUAUCUCCUCAGGGACGUAUGGGCGAGUGUACAAAGCAGUGCUCCUCGCACCUCCGAAGCUGAACGGGAAAAGCGCUCUGCCGAGCUCCGCCCGAGCUGCUCUCGGAGUUGCCAAGUCACCAUCACCCUUCAUCUCUGACGACCCUUUGAACAACCCCGAGCUCUGUAUGCGCCCAGGAGAUCUCCCCGCGAAAGAGGGUGAUGUCUUCGCCAUCAAGAAGUUCAAGCCUGACAAAGAGGGCGACCAACAGACUUACGCCGGUAUUUCACAGAGUGGUGCGCGGGAGAUCAUGCUUAACCGCGAGCUGCACCAUCGCAACCUCGUCGCCUUGCGCGAAGUCAUUUUGGAAGACAAGGCGAUUUACAUGGUCUUCGAGUAUGCCGAGCAUGACUUCUUGCAAAUCAUUCAUCAUCACUCACAGACACUUCGCACAGCGAUCCCGCCCACCACCCUCCGGCGCUUGCUCCACCAGCUGCUCGCAGGUCUGCACUUCCUGCACUCGCAAUUCGUCAUGCACCGCGAUCUGAAGCCGGCGAACAUCCUCGUCACCAACUCGGGUGUCGUCAAGAUUGGAGACUUGGGGUUAGCGCGAUUAUGGCACAAGCCACUGGCCCAAGGCGGUCUGUAUGGCGGAGACAAGGUGGUUGUAACGAUAUGGUACCGUGCUCCCGAGCUCAUUCUCGGCUCCAAACACUACACUGCCGCUGUUGAUCUCUGGGCCGUGGGGUGCAUCUAUGCCGAGCUACUGUCGCUCCGACCCAUUUUCAAGGGCGAGGAGGCGAAGCUGGACAGCAAGAAGACGCUGCCCUUUCAGCGUGACCAGAUGGCCAAGAUUUGUGACGUUCUUGAUGCAGUCAAGCCGGAGCAUUGGCCAGGUGUGGUCAAUAUGCCCGAGUGGAAGACAUACUUGGCUCAAGGGCCUUACCCGACCGCCUCGCCACUACCUACUUGGUAUGCGAACCGAUCUGGCUCUAGUCACGGCUUCGACUUGCUCACGAAGCUGUUCGAGUGGGAUCCCGCUCAGCGCAUUACGGCACGCGAAGCACUCUCUCAUCCAUGGUUUCAAGAGGAGGGUGGGUGCAACUUUGAGAGCGUUUUCGAAGGCGCCAACGUCAACUAUCCGCAUCGUCGCGUCACACACGAAGACAACGGCGACCCAAAGAUGGGCUCAUUACCUCCCUCGCUCGCUGGUGGCCGCCUGCCCAGUAGUAGUAACUUUCGCCCAGCCACUGGCUCUCUACCUCCAGCCAAGCGCACGCGUCUUGCGCGCUAGUGUCAGCAUUAUGUUGUAGCCUAUGCAUUGUUGUUACAUUC
Molecule: messenger RNA, 1442 nt
Organism: Cutaneotrichosporon oleaginosum
Lineage: Eukaryota; Fungi; Basidiomycota; Tremellomycetes; Trichosporonales; Trichosporonaceae
Biological process (GO): protein phosphorylation
Cellular component (GO): nucleus; mediator complex
Molecular function (GO): cyclin-dependent protein serine/threonine kinase activity; ATP binding
Source: RefSeq, a predicted model, not a curated record